Molecule: messenger RNA, 393 nt
Organism: Lactuca virosa
Lineage: Eukaryota; Viridiplantae; Streptophyta; Magnoliopsida; Asterales; Asteraceae
Source: the annotation of a GenBank genome assembly
AUGAAAAAGUUAAUUCGCCGCCUCUCUCGCGUCGCCGACUCAUCUCCUUACUUUCUCCUCCGGUCGGAAUCUCGUUCCUCCCCCACCACCGCCCGCCAAAGCCAAUCCUUCCGUAUGGCCAAGCCUCGACGCUCCGGCACCGUACCUGAGGGUCACCUCCCGGUGUACGUCGGAGAAGAGAUGGAACGAUUCGUGGUGAGCGCCGAGCUUCUAAACCACCCGAUUUUCAUCGAUUUUCUCAAUAAAUCUGCUCAAGAAUACGGCUACGAACAAAAAGGCGUCCUUCAUAUCCCCAUCCACGUCUUCGUCUUCGAACGUGUCCUCGAAGCUUUACAAACUGGCAAAUCAGCGUCUGACAACCUCCAAGACCUUUUCUCCGGUGAUUUCCUGUAA